Molecule: messenger RNA, 930 nt
Organism: Rubroshorea leprosula
Lineage: Eukaryota; Viridiplantae; Streptophyta; Magnoliopsida; Malvales; Dipterocarpaceae
Source: the annotation of a GenBank genome assembly
ACUUACAUUUCUUUUCCUGCAAAACUUUUGCGAGACGCUUCAUCGUUCAUCUUCUGUUUGUGAACUGUGGUAACAACUGGGGAUCUCUACAUCAAAUCUCUCAAAACCGAAAUCAGGUACUGUACCCAAACUUCUGAUUUUUGAGUUAAUCGAAGCGUUUCUCUCCUUUCUUCCUUUCUGUGGUUGGUUUAGAAUCCUCUGGAGGAAGUUAGGGUUAGAGACGAGAGGGAUUUGAAUGUGCAACAAAAAUGGGGGUUGUGGGUUUGUUUUGUUUUUUUGUUUUUUUUUUUGUUUUUUUUUUUAAAGAUCCUGACCUAUUCCUCCCCCCUACUUCGUGUAGAGUUUGAGAAAAUGUCGUCAGAAAGAUCAGAAAGUGUAGUAGGGAGUGAGGUGGAACCCUUGGACUACGGGAGGAUGGACACAGAGAGUAGUCCAUCUCCCACUGGUUCGGAGGAGACAGUAGAGGGGGUGAGAGGGGAUGAAGUGAUGGAGGUUGGUGGGGAUGAGGUGGCGGAGGUUGGGAGGGAUGAGGUGGUGGGGGUUGGGGUAGAUAGCAUACCCAUCACCGUAGUAGAAGUAGAAAGUAAUGGGGAGAGAGGUUAUGAUAGAAACGCAGAUAUAGUGGAGGAAGUGAAGCAGUACCGUUCUGAACUAAGGACCAGGGAUGACCUGUGUCACUUAGUAGAAACAUACGAGAUCUCUUCUCGGGUGUUAGUUAGGCCAGCUGGGGUAGAGGAGAGGGCAUGUUCUGCUCCUCGGGAUCACUGGAUGCCUGUGUAUUCCCACUACUUGUUAGCGGGGCUCAGGUUUCCACUUCCUGAGUUGCUAAUAGGGUUGCUAUUAGAUUACAAUAUAGGGUUGACACAGUUGGUCCCCAACGCAAUGAGAGUAAUAAUAGGGGGGUAGCAGGAGAGACAAGGGGUGGUAUUA